Molecule: messenger RNA, 2806 nt
Organism: Alosa alosa (allis shad)
Lineage: Eukaryota; Metazoa; Chordata; Actinopteri; Clupeiformes; Clupeidae
Gene: dnajc5ga
Product: DnaJ (Hsp40) homolog, subfamily C, member 5 gamma a
Exons: 7
Coding region: 210-782 (190 amino acids)
Source: RefSeq, a predicted model, not a curated record
UGCAACAAUCAACCGAACGAUGUGGUGACUGCUUUUCGUGUGUAGCGGUCUCUCUCUCGCAUGGUUCUUCCACUGUAUUUGGUUCUUCAGGCGGAGGGUACUUUGGCAAAUAACGGAUACUUCUGAGGGGGGUCUUAAUACAAAGCGGUUGUCUCUAUGCCCCUGCUACAGUUUAAAUCAAAUCAUCUAAUUUGCACAAGCAGUCAGUCAUGGCAGAGCCCAACCGGCCGCCUCAGCGGAAAUUGUCCACUUCGGGGGACAGCCUAUAUAAGGUGCUUGGACUGGAGAAAGGGGCAUCUGCCGACGACAUCAAACGAGCCUACAGGAAACUUGCUCUGAAGUACCACCCAGACAAGAACCCAGACAAUCCAGAGGCGUCUGAGAAGUUCAAGGAGAUCAACAAUGCCAACUCUAUCCUUAACGACGAGACCAAAAGGAAGAUCUACGACGAGUAUGGCUCCAUGGGGCUGUACGUGUCGGAGCAGUUUGGCGAGGAGAGCGUCAAGUACUACUUCCUCAUGUCCAAGUGGUGGUUUAAGGCGCUCUUCCUCUGCUGCACGCUGUCGUCCUGCUGCUGCUGCUGCUGCUGUUGCUGCUUCUGCUGCGGCAAGUGCAAGCCUCCGGAGGACGACGACAACUACCAGUACGUCAACCCCGAGGACCUGGAGGCCCAGAUCAAGGCUGAGGAGCAGGGCGGAGGAGGUGAAACGGUAAUCAUUGUGCAGCCUAUUCCCAGUCCAGGCCCAGAAAACCCCAGCGAAACUCUACCAGAGUCAAAAUGACUCGACACAAGUGACUGUGAGGAUGACCUGCAUCAGGGGAGGGGAGUUCGUGGAGCCCCUAUUGUGAUCCAACCGCAUUCCACUGUCAACACCUCGGAGACCACCCACUUUGCAACCAGUCUGCCCAGCUAUACCAACCAGAAGUGAGACCCAUCCUCCACCCCACCCUACCCGACCCCGUGACCUGGAACUAGUUCCUCCAACUCAACUCAGCCCCAAUGCCAUGACACCCCACGCCACCAACAGACAUGCGAGGCCCCUUUGCGGGUCCUGUGGGGUGGGGUGCCCCCUUGUCCAUGCAAGGGUGUGGGCACUAGAGCCAUCUCCCCAAACUGAAGCACUGGCUAAUGAGUUGGCAGUGUUGCCAUGAGAGACAAGGACUCUUAAUGCUGCCAUUCUCACUUCCUCUCACCCAUUUGCAUGGACAUGUAACACACACACACACACACACACACACACACUGACGUGAGCAUACAUACAGUGUAUGCAAUCUAACCUUUCUCUGAACCUGGUCUGACUCUUAAUGUUUUUAUUUUCUUCCCUCUGGUUCCAGUAAGUAGUUCUGCUCUAGUUGGCUAUGCUUGCAAAGGGUAUUCUUUCCUUUUUUAUAUUUGUGUUCUUUCUCUUCUCUCCUCUGUUGUCCUCUGUGGGUCAGUCUGUAACUGGUGGGGGGCCAACCUGAUUAACUAGCAUGGAAGUGGCCAAAAAAAGAGAGGGCUCGCCAAAAGUGCAUGCCGUACAUAUAGUGCAUGCUUUUAACUGUACAGAUCUGGUAAGUGCUCAAACUCACAUACACACAUAUUCACUCCUCCCCACACACACAUACAUACAUACAUACAUACAUACAUACAUACAGUAUAUAUACACACACACACACUCACACACACUCGACAGCCAUCCAUCACCCUUUGCAAAAAGUAGGGACACCAGCAAAUAGUGAGAGAACGAGGUGGAGAAAAGCAUUGGUCAUAAUUAUGGGUCAACACACUUCUAGUGGACUGUUACAUAAUCAUGGUCAUCUACAGAAGGUGUUCUGGUAUACCAGCCUUUUAGGAGCCACGGCCAAAGUCUCCCUGUAUAUCGGACGAAGCUUUGACUCCCAAAGACAUGUCUGACCUGUUUGCAUUUCAACAGAAGUCUUCUUAUCACCACUACACUAUCACAAUUUCUUUUUUUUUAAAUACUAGUAUGACAUAUGCACAGAUUUUACUUGGUUCCAUGGUGUUGGAAUUGACAUUUUAUUUUGUUGAUUACCGGUAGAUUGCAGACUGACAUCUUGCCGUUUAGCAAAUUCUGGUCAUGUGCAUUUCAGAUUAGUAUGCAGUUUUUUUUCUCUCUCUCUCAUGUAGGCAGCAGCAGAUGAGGUCUAAACCGCUAGAGAGAUACCAUGCCAAAUUUCAAAGCAUUGCUGGGUUUUGUUCAUCUUUGUUUUUCGGUACAUUUUUAAGACAAAGCGUAUUUAUUAUGCAAGGACUUCCUUCGUUGCUCUUAAACAUAUGCAGUUGUCUGUGAUCUUGAUGUGUUUGUGUCCAGUUCACGCCUUUCUCGUUGUCAUUGGUUGAGGUGGUCUGUCAUGUCUGUAACUUUGUAUCAGCUGUUAAUUGUUAAUAAUGCAACUGGACUUUUGGUCCAAGUCUGAAGUAGAAAACCACUAUUAACCCCCCAGUGAUUGACUGUUGAGUAUAUAUUGAUAUCAAGUCAAGCCAAAAAUAUAUCAUUGUACUCAAAAAAAAACAAUGUAUCUGAAAAAGUAAAGGCAGAGUCUAAGUUCGGUCGGUACUCUACACAAACAUGCUAAUAUUCUCAUGCUAGACAAGUCAAGGCUAUGAUGUUGAAGGCUUUGAUGCCCCGCCACAUCUUUGACUGUGCCGUGUACGAGAUGUUGCAUAUCAGAAGAGAGUGCAUUCACUCUUCUGGCAUCUAAGGAGCCAUUUGUUUGAUUAGUUUUUUUUUAUUAGUUUUUUUUUUUUUUAAACCUCGUCGGAACUUGAUUUGUGAGUAUGUCUUUUCAGCAGGGACUCACU